This is a messenger RNA of Mytilus trossulus (common blue mussel), 2451 nucleotides long. RefSeq lists its product as uncharacterized. The record is from RefSeq and is a predicted model, not a curated record. Gene Ontology annotation, molecular function: 3'-5'-RNA exonuclease activity. NCBI's taxonomy places the organism in Eukaryota, Metazoa, Mollusca, Bivalvia, Mytilida, Mytilidae. The coding region runs from base 163 to 2451 and encodes 762 amino acids. The transcript has a single exon.
ACGACAGGAGGUUGAAAAAUCCGCCAUAUCAUAACUUGUGUUCGAAUAUGAGAAAUACUGUCAUGCGUGACAGAUACAUGAAUGCAGUAUAAAAAAUCAUUGAUGACUGAUUAUGUACAUAUGUAGAUAUUUUAAGUAGAAGAUAUCUACUGAAUAAUUAAAAUGACUUAUAAUUUAGAUGUUAAAACUGCGUUAGAAAUAUUUGAGCAGAGUAAGUCUCAAGAUGAAGUAUAUUUAAUUGAAAAACUUGCAUCUGUUGCUAACAUUGACAGUUCAUCCAUUAGUAAAAAUGCACUUAUUUCCAAACUGUAUCGUUAUCGGUCUAAAAUAAAAGCGAAAAGAGGAAAAUUUAAAAUUGAGUUUGAAAAUGAUUUAUUUUCUAUACCUGUCGCAACCAACACAUCCUCUUUUAAAAGUAAAGGCAAACUGCAUAAUUUUGAAAUAGCUGCCUAUGAAAAUACAUGUGUAAGUAUAGCCUCAGAUUUACACAAUGAACAAGUUCAGUCAAAACUAGAUUUAGAGAGUCUGAAAAACAAACAUGAACAUGAGAUAAAACAAAUAAAAUAUAGGCAUUUGAAGGAAUUAUCAUCAUUAAAAAGGUCUCAUGCUCAAGAUACAAACACAUCAACAAAGAAGCUAAAAUUAGCAAUUAAAAAAAGUGACAAAAAAACACUUCUGGAGUCAAACAAAAAGCAAAAAUCUGUAGAAAAAUUAAAGGAGGUAAUGAAAUCAAAGACAGAUUUAACAUACAAGCAUAUCCUGUUACAGAGACAAUUGGCACGGUAUAAAAGUAAAAAGCAUAAGCAAAAAAUCGGUACAAAAUUGGGCAAACUUGUAAUUCAAGAAAAAAAGAAAGUAACAAAAUAUAUUAGUGAGGUUGAAACUUUGAAACUUGAUAACAUGAAACUCAAAGCCAAAAUUAUUGAACAGCAAGACAAAAUUACAACCAUUGAGCAUCAACUACAUUCUAUGGAGGAAAAAGAGUCCUUGACAGAUCUUGAAACUAGCAUCAGAAGUAUUAGUGAAGAACGUGACUACUUGCACACACUUUUGCUGGACAAUUCAGAAUUGAGCCUUUUUGAUGUAGAAAAUAAUAGGUACACUCCACAGACUCGACAAUGUAUUAUGAAUUUAACCUCCCAUAAUGUAUCUUCUGAAAAUGUUGGACCAGUAAUAAAACAAGUAUUGAAACUUGCAAAUAAAUGCCCAAAUGCUGUACCAUCCCGAAAAACUGUUGACAAUAUAAUUGCAGAGAAAAUUGCCAUUGGUCAAAAACAGAUAGGGACAACACUUAUUGGACAAAAAAUCACAUGUUUGUAUGGCGAUGAGACUAGAAAAUUUGGCAAGACUUAUCAAACUUUUUUGCUUAGUGACGAAAACAAAAAUGUGUACUUUCUUGGGUUAAGGGACAUGUUAGAUAAGGCUGGAAGUACGACAUUGGAUGUAUUUAAAAACAUACUUGACGACAUAUCUGAUAUAUGUGAACAAAACAGACAAAAAAAUAUAAUAUCUCCAGGGCAUAGUAUUUUAUGCAACAUUCGGGACUUUAUGUCUGACAGAGCGCAAACUAAUAUUGCUUUUAAUGACCUUCUUGAGCAGUAUAGAUUAGACAUCAUGCCAAACUUUAUUAGUAAUUGGAACAAAUUAUCAGAUGCUGAAAGAUCAAUGACAUCUAAAGUUAACAUUUGUUUUUGUGGGCUACAUUUGUUAGUCAAUUUUGCUGAGUGUCUGUCUCCUAUUUUAAAGUUAUUUGAAAAAAUGCAAGAAACUGAGUCUUCUUUACAAGACAAUUUUUCAGAUGAAGAUGAAGCACCAGAAAUCCAAGUAUUCUCUACUGAUUCUAAAACAAGAUCUUUUUUGCGUUUUUGUGGUAAAUGUUUUGGUCGUGGUGUAGACGAAAAAAGUGGUUGUUACAGCUCUUUCCGAACACAUGUAGAGAACGAAAACGAGAAAGUCCUGUUUGUUGAUUUUCGUGGAAAUAGAUUUAAUAUUAUAUUUUUAAUGGGACAAAUUGCCUAUUAUCAUCAUCCAAGGAUACUUAAUUUCUUCGAAAGUGUACAUGGAGCAAAAAACAAACUGCACAAACUAACAUUACAACUUGUGAAAAAAACAUACAUAAUUGCUUGCUGUAAAGUUUUGGGGUUAAUUUCAAAAUUAAUUACUGCUCCUCUUUGGAGGUUAAUUGAAAGCAAUAAACAUGUGUUACACUUAAAUGAAAACUAUUUUGCACUUUUGCAAUAUAUAGAGAGAAUGAGUAAAGAUGCAAAUUCAUUUGUUAGUGGAGAAGAAUAUCCGUUCUCUGAUGAUCUCAUGGAAAAAGACAAAAAAUUUUAUAACCUUAUCCAACCUGUAAAUGGCAUUGAUGAAAAGGCAUGUGCUUUUGCACAAAUGGCAUUUAAAGGAUUACAUGGCGUACUUGAAAGGGCAAUGAAGGAGCAACUGCCUGGUUGA